Messenger RNA from Cydia amplana, 440 nucleotides. RefSeq lists its product as uncharacterized. The coding region runs from base 6 to 440 and encodes 144 amino acids. The transcript is spliced from 3 exons. Lineage: Eukaryota; Metazoa; Arthropoda; Insecta; Lepidoptera; Tortricidae. The record is from RefSeq and is a predicted model, not a curated record. Gene Ontology annotation, molecular function: sequence-specific DNA binding.
CAAUAAUGCAUCAGUGCUGCGUACUUGGAUGUAGAAAUGCAGGGCAUCAUAUGUUUCCGAGAGAUCAACAUUUACGAAAACUAUGGGAAGCGGUCAUACCCACACGUCAUAACGUGUUUGCAGCAAAGAAAACCACAAAAAUAUGUGCGGCACAUUUUAAAUCCGAAGAUUUCAUUCAGGUUGGAAGGUUUUCAGGAUUAGUGAACACCAGGCGCAUUUUGAAGAAGGGAAUAGUGCCUUCCGUCUUCCAGUGCACCAAAACGACAAAUUUAAAAUCUAAGCAAACGCCAGAACGGGCUGGAGCGGGUAUGGUUACAUUGGAACUGGAAGUAUUGAAUAAGGAAGUACCCGUGACAGAGGUGCCCCCGUGUCAAGACUUAGUCAGUGACCAUGCUGCCAGCCUGUACGACGUCCAUGUGGCCAAAGAUGAGGAUGGUUAG